This is a messenger RNA of Oryza sativa Japonica Group (Japanese rice), 1279 nucleotides long. RefSeq names its product vesicle-associated protein 4-1. NCBI's taxonomy places the organism in Eukaryota, Viridiplantae, Streptophyta, Magnoliopsida, Poales, Poaceae. Gene Ontology annotation, cellular component: endoplasmic reticulum membrane; plasma membrane. The record is from RefSeq and is a predicted model, not a curated record. Gene Ontology annotation, biological process: endoplasmic reticulum membrane organization.
UGAGGUGAAAGAACCAUCGCUUUAGAAACACCCCCCCCCCCCCCCCCACCACACCACUCCCUCCUCCUCCUCCCAUGGCGAUCUCCGGGGAGGACAGGUACGCGGCGGCCGGCGGUGGCGGCGACUCCGGCGGGGGGAAGCUCUGGAACCUCUGCCGCAUGCCCUUCUGGCAGCCCGGCGGCGCGCCGGCGACGGCGUCGGCGCCGCCGCCGCCGUCGUCGUCCUCGUCGUCGGCCGGGAUCCACCACCACUCCGCCGGGCGGUACGGCCACGAGGGCGGUGGUGGUGGUGCCGUGGCAGGGGACGGCGCGCCGGCCGGGUCGAUCUCGUCGGUGGCCAAGUCGCUGCUGCCGGCCCGCCGCCGCCUCCGGCUCGAUCCGCCCAACAAGCUCUACUUCCCAUAUCAACCAGGACAACAGGUGAGGAGCGCAAUCAGGAUAAAGAACACAAGCAAGUCUCAUGUAGCAUUUAAGUUCCAAACAACUGCACCCAAGAGCUGCUUCAUGCGUCCUCCUGGAGCCAUACUUGCCCCUGGGGAGACCAUCAUAGCAACUGUUUUCAAGUUUGUCGAGCACCCAGAGAACAAUGAGAAUGUUCUACAGAAGUGCAAGGUUAAAUUCAAGAUUUUGAGCUUGAAGGUCAAAGGACCCAUGGAUUACGCACCAGAAAUGUUUGAUGAGCAGAGAGAUCAAGCCGUAGUUGAGAAGAUCCUGAGGGUUGUUUUUUUGAAUGUUGAAAAUCCAGGCCCACAACUGGAAAAGCUAAAUAAUCAGUUGGCUGAGGCUGAGGCUGCACUUGAGGCAAGAAAGAAACCUCCUGAAGAGAAUGGCCCAAAGAUUGUUGGCGAAGGGCUUGUCAUCGAUGAAUGGAAAGAACGAAGGGAAAGAUAUCUUGCACAACAACAGGUUGAAGUGGUUGACUCAGUGUAAAUUGUGCCUUUCUUCUGCUUCUACCGAAGCUAUGCCUAUAAUAUGGCUUCAGAAAUGUGCUGUGGCAUUCUUGUAAACUGCUAGAUUUUGUGGUUGGUAGUCUAGUGUGUGGUAGUCUAGUGUGUGCUUGCAGAAUCAGUCGCCAAAGAACAAUCUAACUCCCGUAUUUUCAGUGCUUGAUGUGUAACUAAUAGCACAUAUGUUCUAUUUUUUGUGUUAGUGCUAAAAUCUGCUUGUCAAAACAAUAAAGUUCACAAGCACACCUUCCUCUGUAUUGUUGGGGAAGGCACAUUCUAUCAUCAGCUUCUACCUGUUUUGUAUUGGUUUGUCAGUGAUCUGUGUUCAUUUUA